Messenger RNA from Colletotrichum karsti, 1737 nucleotides. RefSeq names its product centromere binding protein b. The record is from RefSeq and is a predicted model, not a curated record. The transcript is spliced from 2 exons. Gene Ontology annotation, molecular function: DNA binding. Lineage: Eukaryota; Fungi; Ascomycota; Sordariomycetes; Glomerellales; Glomerellaceae. The coding region runs from base 1 to 1737 and encodes 578 amino acids. Gene Ontology annotation, cellular component: nucleus.
AUGGACCACUCCAUCGUGGGCACCACCACCAUGGAUCAACACAACCACAUGGCUCAAGACGAAGAUAGCCACAUGUCCCACAGUCACACACCUUUCGGCAAUGAGAGCUGGAGCGACAUGAACUCGUAUAAUCACCAAAGCAACAUGUCGGAUUAUGGAGGCUUUGCUGCCUUUAUGCCCGCCCAUCCCCAUGGCCUGCCGUCCGAAUCGCUCGCUAGAAUGCCCCCUCCUCCAACGCCCAACCAACCGAUACAGCCUCAGCAACAGCAAUCCCAUUCGCAGCUUCCAAUGCUCAUGAUACCUUCUCAGCCGACAUGGCCUAGCAUGUUGACAAAUCCCAACAGCUAUUCGGCACCGCCUUUGGGGAUGGCUCCCGUGCCACCUCCUGUGCCGCCGAGAGCAGGCAGGAUGGGCAACGGUGCCCAGCCUCAACAGCGAAGAGUCUUAACCGACGAAGACAGAAAGAAAAUGUGCCAGUAUGCUGCUGAGCACCCAAAUGUCAAGCAAACGGACAUUGGCGCCAUGUUUGGUGUAGAGCGAAGCACCGUAUCCAAGGUUCUCCGGAAUAAGGAGAAAUACUUGAACCCGGAAGCAGACAGAAGUCAAUCCCCUGCUGGCAGACGGCAGCAGAAGGGCAAGUUUCCUGACAUUGACCGCGGCGUCAUGUCGUGGUACAGAAAACAGGUCCAAGCCGGUUUGACUCCUGGUGAUGAAGAAAUAAUCGAACAAGCGAAACACUUCUCCAGAUCUGCCAGUGGCACCGAAGGCAGUCAGAUGAAGUCACUCAAUGCCACAUGGCUUGAAAGGUUCAAGCAGAGAAACAUUCUGGUGGGGGGUAAACUCUCCCGCAGGGCAUCCGAGACCAACAUCACAAAUCACUCGAAACUAUCUGGCUCUCCAUCCUUGGGAGCAUCCGGCAUCUCUCCAGCCUCGCCGACAGGUCAGCAAUCUCCUCUGUCUGCCGACAGAAGCGACGACGACGUUGUUCACGGACUGGGGUUCGUCAGCUACGGGGAGGGCGCUGCUUACAAACACUCAAACUCCCAGAGUACGAAUUCUCUCAACAGCGCGUUGACCGACACAGGAAACUCCUCCUUCUCCGGGAGCGCCAUGAGUCCCACGGGAACAUUUACCUUUUCCCCUGACCCCAACGCAGGAGCCUUUCUCCCCCCUGAUUCGUCUCGUCAGAUGCACGGCGGAGCAGCUUCCAACUUCCAGAGACCCAGGAGCCAGACAUUUCCGAACAUUGACGUGGAGUCAAUGUAUCAGACCGCAACCGCUGAGCCGAUGACCCCGAAAUACCACCCGGCAUCUACGGCACCGUCCUCUGCGCUCGAGUCGCCCAUUUACGAAAUGUCCGCACCGCACUUUGCUCUUGAUACCGCCAUUGCUUCAUCCCCACAUCUGCACCACAGCAGUAGCAACAGCAGCAUUGCUGGCCGAUCAGUAGCUACGCCCGCAGGGUCUUCUCCCACAUCACCGACACAAGAGGAUGCUAGGAGGGCAGCAGACACGCUACUCAACUUCAUCCAAAGCAGAGCUGCGAGUGGCUUGGUGGACCAGAAAGACUAUCAGGUCAUGCUUAAGUUGACAGAGAGACUCGGGGUCCAUCAACAGCAAGUUGCCAAGUCCUCUGUUGGUGGCUUGGAUCGAAUCCCUGAGGGUGACACGGAGACAUUACCGCACCACCAACAAAUGUCUUUCGAAGUCAAGCCUGAAGCAGUCCUGACCCAGUGA